Messenger RNA from Triticum urartu, 2893 nucleotides. RefSeq names its product zinc finger BED domain-containing protein RICESLEEPER 2-like. Gene Ontology annotation, molecular function: DNA binding; protein dimerization activity. The record is from RefSeq and is a predicted model, not a curated record. NCBI's taxonomy places the organism in Eukaryota, Viridiplantae, Streptophyta, Magnoliopsida, Poales, Poaceae.
CCCCCCGACUAGAAAACUGAAAACCUAAUCCCCUGCGGCCCUGCCCUAUGCCCCUACCUACUCAGCCGCCGGCCGCCGCCGCUACUCAUCUGAGCGGCUGAGACGUCGCCGGCGCCACCACAUCUUCUCCCCCGCCCGCCACCCCCGACGCCGUCGCUGGGGACUACGCCGCAUCUGCACGAAGGAAGGAGAGGAGAGGAUCAGAGGAGCAGGGAGACAAGGAUCGGCCGUCGCGGCGUCGCCCAUCCGUCGUUUCACCUCUCCAACUCAACGGCGACCGCCGGUCCACCUCAUCGACCUCGACAGCAUCUCGGGGGUGUCUUCUCCAGUUCGUCACCACGUCUUCCACGGGAGAAACGGAACAUUCAGUCAAUAUGGUUGAACCUGGUGGGCUUGGUGAUGAGUUUACUGAAGAGGAGAUGCAAGUUUAUGAGGAAGAAGAAAGAAAGAUUUAGGAGUGGGAAAAGAGAAAGAAGGAGAUGGAUGAACGGCCUACAAGAAGGCAGAUGAAAAAAAGAUCACCAAUGUGGGAUCACUUUUCUGAGGUACUAGUUGAUGGUCUUCGCAAGUUUGGAAAGUGCAAGUAUUGCAAUCGUGAUAUCAAGGCUGUUCCAGGGACUAACGGUACAUCUGCCUUAAAAAGUCAUUUUGGUACUUGCAAGUUUAAUCCUCAUAGUGAUAGGAAUAAGAAUCAAGGUACUUUGCAAAUAAUCCAAGGGGAAAGUCCUACAGUGCAUAAAUCUGAUCCUGAAGCACUAAGGAGAGCUAUUGCUAAGAUGAUUAUAGUAGAUGAGCUUCCCUUUGCAUUUACUAAAAAAACUGGUUUUAGAGAAGUGAUGUCAAUUGCAUGUCCACGAUUCAAUAUGCCUUCUAGAAGAACAUGCACUCGGGAUGUUGUCAAGCUUUAUUUUGAAGAGAGAGCAAAGCUAAAACUUUUUUUCAAAAAAUCAUGUCAAAGAACGUGUCUCACUACUGAUGGUUGGACUUCUCAAACACAAGAUUGUUAUAUGACAGUCACGGCACAUUUUAUUGACCCUCAAUGGAAUUUGCACAAGAAGAUCAUUAGUUUUUUCUUAGUAAAAGGUCAUAAGGGAGAUGAUAUUGGAAAGGCCUUAGAGCAAUGCUUGAUGGAGUGGGGAUAAACAAAGUUAUGACAAUAACUGUUGAUAAUGCUAGCGCGAAUGAUGGUGGUGUAGGUUAAAUAAGGAAGAAAAUGAUCAAAACUGGAAAUAGCAUAGCUGAAGGUAAAUAUUUGCAUAUGAGAUGUGCUGCCCAUAUUAUAAAUCUGAUUGUCACUGACGGUUUAAAGGAGUUGGAUGAAUCAGUUAAGCAUGUGCGAGCUGCGGUUAGAUAUAUAAGACAUGGGCCAUCUAGAAUUACAAGAUUUAAAGAGCUUGCUGCAUUAUAAAAGUUGGACAGCGAGGCAUUCUUGUUUUUGGAUGUAUGCACUAGAUGGAAUUCCACAUACCUAAUGUUAAAAACUACAAUCAACUUUGAGAAAGUGUUUGCAAGGUAUGAGGAAGAAGAUCCACUCUAUACAUUGGAUUUAAUGAGUGAGAAAGCUCCUGGUAUUCCUGUUGAUUGUGAUUGGGAGAAUGCUAGGAAAAUGGCUGAAUUUCUUGGACAUUUUUAUGAGCUAACUCUUAGUGUUUCCGCCACACUCCAUGUGACCGUGAAUCAAUUUGUCAUGGAUAUUGCUGAAGUUAAUGUUGUGUUGGAAGAGUGGGCUGAUAGUGAUGAUAUUUUGUGCAAAAUAAUGGCCAAGAAAAUGCAAGAAAAGUAUGAUAAGUAUUGGGGAUGUUGGCAUGAGGAGGUGGAGAAGGAGAAUGACGAGGGGAAGGGGAAAGGGAAAGGAAAGAAGAAGGAAGAGGAGAAUGUGAACAUGUUUGUAUUUGCUGCAGCUGUUCUUGAUCCUAGAUUCAAGCUAUCAAAUUUCACAAAACUAGCAAUUGAAGAAAUGUAUGGUGAGUUAAAUGGAGGCAAAGCUUGGGAAACGGCGAAAACAUUUGUGCAUGCUUUGUUUGAAGAGUACAAAGCUAAGUAUGCACCAAGUGAUGCAAGUAAGCAUGUGGGUGCUCCACAAUCUGAACCAACUCAAAAAAGGGAAGGAAGGAAAUUGGUGUCUCAGAUAAAUAAAAAGUUGAGAAUUGGUGAUGGUGGUGAAACUAGCAUGAGCAAAUCUGAAUUGGAGAAAUACUUGCAUGAAGAGAAUGAAGUUAAUAGGGAUGAUUUUGACACUCUAAAAUGGUGGAAGAACAAUGUUGCUAGAUUCCCAAUAUUGGCAAGAAUGGCCCGUGAUGUGUUAGUUGUUCCGGUAUCAAUGGUUGCAUCCGAGUCAGCAUUUAGCACAAGUGGACGCAUCCUAAAUGAGUUUAGAACCUCACUUACACCAUUCAUGGUCCAAGCUCUUGUUUGUACCCAAGAUUGGCUAAGGGGUGCUAUUACUAUCGACAUUGAAGAAGAUGAAGAGGAAUUGUUAAUCCUGGAAAAGGAAUUAAUUGAAGAGUUUGGUAGUACAAAUUCAUUUGCGUCGAAGGCAAGCAGUAGCAAGUCUGUUUGCAAGCCAUCUGGGGCUGGGUCAUCUUGCCCGCCUCCAUCCUCUACUUAAAUGUUGGGACCGACAUGUUGCUUGGUGGCUUGCUGAGAGUGGGAGUCCUACUGUUGGCCUGUUGGGUGCUGGGCUGGUUGCUGGCUUCUCUUGAAGACUCCAACUUAGGAACUGGAGCACAUCUGCAGUGCACUUUUUGGUGGCAUUUCAAAAUUUGGUUGUUUGCCUUGUUUUAAAGUGUAAUAAGUAGACUUUGAUUUUGAUUGGUUGUGUGCUGCACUUCAUUAUUGUGGAGAACUUAUCAGUUUGCCCUGUCUUGGAAUUUUUGUAGACGCACUUGUGAUA